Molecule: messenger RNA, 453 nt
Organism: Geodia barretti
Lineage: Eukaryota; Metazoa; Porifera; Demospongiae; Tetractinellida; Geodiidae
Source: the annotation of a GenBank genome assembly
AUGCGCCGCAACAAGGACCGGCUGUCCCACGCGAGAUCGACCAUGGCCUACGGCAAGCUCUCCGGCCCAGUCGGGACGCACGGGACGGUGCCUCCAUCCAUAGAGGCAGCGGUAUGCGAGCGCUUGGGCCUGAAGGCAGCGCCUGCAUCCACACAGAUACUCCAGCGCGACCGUCACGCUGAGUACGUCACGACACUGGCCCUCAUCGCGGCGUCGCUGGAAAAGUUCGCCACUGAGAUCCGCGGCCUGCAGAGGACGGAGAUCCGCGAGGUGUCUGAGCAUUUCCCGAAGGGGCAGCCCGGCUCCUCCUCGAUGCCGCAUAAGCGGAACCCAGAGCUAUCUGAGCGAGUGUGCGGGCUGGCCCGUCUGAUUCGCGGCCAUGCCGUCACAGCCCUGGAGAACGUGCCCUGUGGCACGAGCGCGACAUCAGCCACUCUUCCGCCGAACGGCUGA